AUGGCAAAUUCUCAUCUCCCCAAUUCGCACCCAGACGUGACGCCCGACUGGCAGGACAUUGGAUACGCGCGCACCAGCUUUGAUGAGGCCAUCGCCCUUAAACCAAUUGAUGGACAGAGGGGGCAUUACUCCGGGUUUGCUCCAAGGGAUUGGUGCACUCCACAUGACCGCGGUCAUUGCUUGCAUGGUGGAUACAUCGCCGCCUUGCUCAUUGCUGGAAGUCGUACCUAUUUUCGUGCCUAUCAUGGAGAUCUAAACCAGCCAGAUCCUAUCCAGAUGCACCUGCAAUAUUUACAGCUCACUCCACCGGGUGUCUUUCACGUCCGCUUCACAGACAUCAAGCUGAGCAAACGACUUUCCACCAUCCAAGCCGAGCUCGUCUCGUCCGACCCGGUCAGCCUAGCUCCGAACAGUCUUGCACUCUUCACGAUGGGUGACUUGAAUAACAACACUGGAAUCUCCAUGAAACUCCCCCCAAUUCCGACUCCGGACCGGGAACAUGACUGCGCCCGCUGGACCAACGCUUUCUUCUACCAUAUUAACCCGCCGACCUCGGCGAUUCGAUACUACAAUCCCAAGGAUGGUGACAGCCUCAUGUGGAGCCCCAGUCGUGGGCGCAAUGCGCGCGACCAAUGGGGGAAGCUCGACUCUGGCGACAAUUUUCGUUUGGAACAUCUCGGGCUCAUGGCGGACCUCAUCCCUGCAAUCCACAUGAACUACCAAGAGAGUGCUCUGAAGGCUGUUUUGAAUUAUGAAUAUCCGACCAUUAGUAUGGAUUUUGAUUUCCGCGCUGAUCCGGCCGGCCGAAAGGAAUGGAUCUUGAAUCGUACCAAGAUGCACAAGCUACAGAACGGCCGCUUUGACAUGCAUGUGCAAAUGAUUGAUGAUGAUGGGGAUCUGAUUGCAACGAUCAGGCAUUCAUGUCUAGUGUUCGAACAUAAGCGGGGACAGAAAAACAAGGUAAAGUCGUCUCUUUGA
Molecule: messenger RNA, 978 nt
Organism: Penicillium lagena
Lineage: Eukaryota; Fungi; Ascomycota; Eurotiomycetes; Eurotiales; Aspergillaceae
Product: thioesterase family protein
Exons: 3
Coding region: 1-978 (325 amino acids)
Source: RefSeq, a predicted model, not a curated record